Messenger RNA from Balearica regulorum gibbericeps (East African grey crowned-crane), 3798 nucleotides. The record is from RefSeq and is a predicted model, not a curated record. NCBI's taxonomy places the organism in Eukaryota, Metazoa, Chordata, Aves, Gruiformes, Gruidae.
AUGGGUUGGAGGAGAGACUUUACUGAGUUUGAUUUAUUUUCCAAUUGUUUGUUUGCUUUUUUUGUAGGUCUUCAUGUACGAUUAAGCAAGACUGGAACCAUCUCAAGAUUACACGAGUUUGUUUCUCCUGAGGAAUUUCAAGUGGAGCUGCUAGUAGAAUAUCCAUUGCGAUGUCUUGUCUUGGUUGCUCAGGUUGCUGCAGAGAUGUGGAGAAGGAAUGGGCUCUCCCUGAUAAGCCAGGUAUUCUAUUAUCAAGAUGUUAAAUGCAGAGAAGAGAUGUAUGACAAAGACAUCAUCAUGCUCCAGAUAGGUGCAUCUCGUAUGGAUCCAAACCAGUUCCUCCUACUGAUACUGCAGAGAUACGAGCUUGCUGAUGCUUUCAAAAAGAUCAAGCCCACCAAAGAUCAGGAUUUGAUCAAACAAUGUAAUGUGCUCAUAGAAGAGAUGCUACAGAUUCUCAUCUAUGUUGUGGGGGAAAGGUAUGUGCCCGGAGUGAGUAAUGUGACAAAAGAAGAUGUUAUCAUGAGAGAAAUUAUCCAUCUGUUAUGUAUUGAACCAAUGGCUCACAGUGCAAUUACCAAGUCCUUGCCUGAAAAUGAGAACAAUGAAACUGGCUUGGAGAAUGUAAUUGAUAAAGUGGCUACAUUUAAGAAACCGGGUGUGUCUGGCCAUGGAGUUUAUGAACUGAAAGAUGAGUGCUUGAAGGAGUUCAAUAUGUUCUUUUAUCAUUACACUAAGACUCAGCACAGCAAGGCUGAACAUACACAAAAGAAAAGAAGAAAACAAGAAAACAGAGAUGAAGCAUUGCCGCCGCCACCUCCUCCAGACUUCAGUCCUGCAUUCAGCAAUGUGGUGAGGAUUCUGAACUGUGACGUUAUGAUGCACAUACUGCGGACCAUUCUUCAGAGAGCAGUAGAACUGGAAACCCACUUGUGGACUGAAGCUAUGAUCCAAAUGGUGCUUCAUCUCCUUUCUUUAGGGUUACUAGAAGAGAAGCAGCAGUUACAGAAGUCUCCAGAAGAAGAAGUAACCUUUGAUUUUUAUCACAAAGCAACACGAAUGGGAAGCUCGGCCUUGAAUGCUGUGAAUGUGCUAAUGCUUCUGGAAAAAUUAAAGAGAGUUCCUCAGUUAGAGGCACAAAAGGACACAGUCAAUUGGAUACUGCAGAUGUUUGACACAGUGAAAAGAUUGAGAGAAAAAUCUAGUUUGACAACAGUAGCAGCUACAUCAGGCUCAGAAGCUACAAAAGGUGAUGAGACACAGAACACUCAGGAUAAAGAGAAAGCUGAGCGGAAGAGAAAGGCAGAAGCAGCUAGGUUGCACCGUCAGAAGAUAAUGGCCCAGAUGUCUGCACUGCAGAGGAAUUUCAUUGAAACCCAUAAGCUCCUGUAUGAAAACACACUGGAAGCACAGGGGAAAGGAGAUGCUAUUAUGGAGGAAGAAAGCAUGUCUUUGGCUAUUGAUUACUCUAAAAUCGCUUUGGGUCCCAAACGAGGUCCAUCUGUUGCUGAGAAAGAAGUUCUGACCUGUAUUCUUUGCCAGGAGGAGCAGGAAGUAAAGUUGGAAAGUGCUGCCAUGGUAUUAUCUGCCUGUGUCCAGAAAUCAACUGCCUUAACUCAGAAUAGGCGCAGAAUUCUUGAACUCUCAGGGGAUACACUAGAUCCUCUUUUCAUGCACCCUGACUUACCUUGUGGGACCCACACAGGAAGCUGUGGACAUGUGAUGCAUGCAGCCUGCUGGCAGAAGUACUUUGAAGCCAUGCAGCUGAACUUUCAACAACGUCUGCAUGUUGAACAGAUAUUUGACUUGGAGAACGGAGAGUAUCUUUGUCCACUUUGCAAAUCUCUGUGCAAUACUGUGAUUCCUAUUGUUCCAUUGCAGGCUCAAAAAAUAAACAGUGAGGAUGCAGAGGCAGUAGCUCAAAUUCUGUCGCUGGCUAGGUGGCUGGAGAUUAUCACAGUCAGGAUAUCGGGCUACAGUGUGAAAAAUGUUAAAGGAGAGAAACAAAAUCUUCCAGCUUUCGCCAACAAGGAAAUGGGGAACUCUGCUUUGGAAUUCCAUUCCAUCCUUAGUUUUGGAGUUCAGCCCUCAGUCAAAUACUCAAGCAGUAUCAAGGAGAUGCUUAUUCUCUUUGCCACCACCAUUUAUAGAGUUGGAUUAAAAGUUGCUCCAAAUGAAGCUGAUUACAGGAUUCCUAUGAUGACCUGGAGCACCUGUGCUUUUACCAUCCAGUGUAUAGAAAACCUCUUGGAAACAGAGGGCAAGCCUUUAUUUGGAUCUCUACAAAAUAGACAGCACAGUGGCCUUAAAGCAUUAGUGCAGUUUGCAGCUGCUCAGAGAACAACAUCACCACAGGUCCUGAUUCAGAAACAUCUGAUUCGUCUUCUAGGAGUUCUUCUACCAAACUUUAAAGUGGAGGACACUCCAUCCCUCUUAGAAGUAGAUAUGUUCCACAUUUUGGUGGGAGUUGUGUUAUCAUUUUCAUCUUUAUACUGGGACGAUGCUGUAGACUUGCAACCUUCAUCAACUAGUUCAGCCUAUAACCACCUCUACCUCUUCCAUCUGACAACACUGGCACACAUAACACAAAUUGUCAUCUCUUCAGCAACAGAUAGAGAAUCCCCUACUGCUCAAUCAUAUGACAACAGUGAGGAGGCAUGCUCUGCACAGUCUUUCUGCAGAGAGGUUUGCCAGUACACCAGCGGUUGCUUUAGUCAGGAUAUUCCAGGCUGGCUUGUGUGGGAUUGUGUUAAAAAAGGCAUCAUGCCUUACCUUCGUUGUGCUGCUUUAUUUUUUCAUUAUUUGCUGGGAGUUUCUCCACCUGAGGAGCUACUACAAGUUUCUGAAGAAGGACAGUUCAAGGCACUUUGUAGUUAUCUCUCUCUACCUACCAAUUUGUUCCUGCUCUUCCAGGAAUAUUGGGACACAGUAAAUCCAUUGCUUCAAAGAUGGUGUGCUGACCCUGUGGUGUUAAGUUGUUUAAAGGGGAAAAGCAUUGCAAUAAGGUACCCUAGGAAAAGAAAUAGUUUAAUAGAGCUUCCUGAAGACUAUAGCUGCCUUCUGAACCAAGCCUCUCAAUUUAGAUGCCCGCGGUCUUCUGAUGAUGAACAAAAACAUCCAGUAUUGUGUUUAUUCUGUGGGGCUAUGUUGUGUUCCCAGAAUACUUGCUGUCAGGAACUGGUGAACGGGGAGGAGUUGGGAGCCUGUACUUCUCAUGCUCUUCAAUGUGGAGCUGGAGUCUGUAUGUUUCUCAAAAUCAGGGAAUGCAAAGUUGUCCUCAUUGAAGGUAAAACCAGGGGCUGCUUAUAUCCUGCUCCCUACUUGGAUGAAUAUGGAGAAACAGAUCCAGGUCUGAAAAGAGGCAAUCCCCUGCAUUUAUGUCAGGAGCGUUACCGGAAGCUCCAUCUGCUAUGGCAGCAACACUGCAUCAUAGAGCAGAUUGCCAGGAGCCAAGAAACGAAUCAGAUCUUCUUUGGAUUCAACUGGCAACUGCUCUGAGUCUCUUGAGUUUUAGUGAAAACUCUUCUCUUUGGCAGUCCUUUGGAAAAGGAAAGGAGGGUGGCCGUAAAUAAUCUGCUCUCAAGUGGAUUCUGUAGUUCGGACAUGAUGGAUUCUCUAGGUUGGAUGUAUUACUGAGACAUUGAAAUAGAAUCCUAUGACAUAUGUUUUGCUCUUUUGGCUUUUUCCCCCCUCAAAAGGAAACCCACAUUAUAUGAUUAUUACUGAACAUUCAGGUCCAGAAAUAUUUCCACUUUUUUUUUUUUGGAGAAGUUGUAAUUGUUUCACAUGUUUUGACGA